Emiliania huxleyi CCMP1516 is the source of this 1521-nucleotide messenger RNA. RefSeq lists its product as hypothetical. The coding region runs from base 1 to 1260 and encodes 419 amino acids. The transcript has 11 exons. NCBI's taxonomy places the organism in Eukaryota, Haptophyta, Isochrysidales, Noelaerhabdaceae. The record is from RefSeq and is a predicted model, not a curated record.
AUGUGCCGCUGGCUCGUUUAUUGUGGGAGUGACCCGAUCCUGAUGUCCGACCUCAUCUUUGCGCCGACCAACUCGCUCAUUCACCAGUCGUUCAACGGAGGGUUCCACCCUGGCCUCUCCGACCAGAACAACAUGCAGGACGGCGCUCCCCGCGAGACACUCCUACGCAACUCGCAUCUCAUCCUGAAUGCGGACGGUUUUGGGGUUGGCUGGUACCACAAGCGGGGCGGCGCAAUCUUCCGGUCGGUGACGGCCGCGUGGAACAACAGCAACCUGCGGGAGCUCUCCGAGUCCAUCGAGUCACGCUGCAUCUUUGCGCACGUGCGCCGUCUGCUCUUCCAGCACAACGGACACGUCGAGGGCUUUGACCGCAUCAAGCGGCGAGUGUUCGCUGCGAUGCGCGAUGACGUGUACCACUGGGUGCAGGGCACUACCGACUCGGAGGCGUGCUUUGCCCUCAUCCUCUCCCUCAUCGAGCCAGAGCUGCUUGCCGGUGGCGAGUGCGUGCCAGUGGCCGUGCUGCGCAAGGCGAUGCUCAGCGCCAUCGCAACACUCCGGGGCUUCCUCGCGGAUGCGGGCGUGGUGGUGGUGGCGCGCUACUGCGACAAGGCUCCCGACAUCCCGCCACCCUCUCUCUACUACGCGUUUGCGUCAUCGCACCAGCUUCAGCUGCAACUGAGCCAGGCCUUGACCUCCAGCCGAGAUGAUGCUCAGGAACACACCUUUCGAAAUCAGGCCCGUCUAAGCAGGCUGAACCGCUUGUGUGCCGAGGGCGGCGAGGCGCCACAGAACCCAGGGCACGGCUCAACUUUUGGCUGCACCUGCCCAAAGUGCCGCAAGCUCGAGCAGACUGUAGAGGGCGGCGCCUUCAUCUGUGCGUCUGAGCCACUCACCACCAAUACAAGUGAGUGGUUCUUGAUGAAGGAGAACUCGAUGAUCUCAUUCACGGCGGGAACGCCUAGCGCGGACGACGAAUCCGAGGCUGAGGAGUGCUCGCGGCUCAAGGCGAUGCGUCUAGACCAGGCAACGCCUUGCCAACGGGCUGCCUUCUCCAAGGCCGUCUCUACCAAGGCUGCACGUAACCCCACCGUCACGACCUCGCCAGCGGUGCCGGCACAGAGCCCGAAGCGAAGGAGCAGUUGGGAAGCGCCAAGGUCCUUCGUCGACGAGCAGGGAGCCAGGCCGGGGCCGGAGGCGGAGGCGGAGGCGCGCGCGCGCGAAGACCCGAAGUCCAACCUAGACGUCGUCAGCCUCGACUAGCGCCUCGCGCCGCGCUGCACGACGGUCUCCGACGAGGCGUUUCACUCCCGAUGCAUGUGUUCGUCUUGAUACGCUAACUACUCCAACAUUGUCGUGCGUCUCUCUCUCUCUCUCUCUCUCUCUCUCUCUCUCUCUCUCUCUCUCUCUCUCUCUCUCUCUCUCUCUCUCUCUCUCUCUCUGACAACUGCGAUGCGCUUCGCUGAGACCUCGAUAGAGUAGUGCUGAAGGCGCUCUUUUUGAACGAACAAAAAUGUUCCCCUU